AUGUGCGCGCACACCGCCUGCCACCCGCCCAUGCUCCGGUGCAGCGACAACACUUGCAUCCCACAGAACUUAAUCUGCGAUGGCUACGAAGACUGCAAGGACGGUAGCGAUGAAAAUCUACAAUUAUGUAGGCACUCUGUGAACACGGAAGGCUGUGCGGAGGGUGAGGUGCUUUGCCCCGACGGCCGCUGUGCUCCCACCGAGUCCGCUUGUGUUGAGCAAGGUGCGUGCAGCUGGCGCUCGUGCCCACAGCUGUGCCUGCCCAAGCACGAGCACAACUUCACUUGCAAGUGCGUGUCGGGCUACAAACAACGGCAGUUACCAGACGGCAGUCUCACGUGCGAAGCUGGUGGGCGAAAGGGGGGAGAAACUGGAGGUUUUGCGUAUCGGGCAAGGAUGCAUCGACUUUUUGCUGAGCUGGAGCCAUCUGUAACCGUCACCGAGCAAAACCUGGCAGACCGAGUUCGGUAUAUCUUGCGCUCAAAUACAUUUGAUGUCACCGAACUCGAACGGCUACGACGUGAGGCUGUUCCUUCAUCGGGUGAAAAUGCUGCGGCUGAGGAUGCGGCGCCACAACUUGCUGAGCAAACGGCAAAUGUGGAUGCCGCCGUGAAUACGCCAGUUGUGGUUGAUUCAAACGAUGAUGGAACAGUCGCCCAGGAACUGGAACUAGAGCAAAUGAGGAGUACAUUGGAAGAGGCGAUUGUGGAAACGCGCAGUACGACUCUCGAAAAUCGACCGCGACUUCCCCGCUUAGCCCUAAGCAAGCGGAAUCGGGCUGUCGUGAGGGCUCUGAACCCAAUGCUGGUUACCUAUUUGGAAGCCAGCCGGGACCUUUGCGAUACGGACUCAAUUCUUUUUGGCGCCGCACUGGCAGUCUGCCGUAUUAUUGGUGCCAAACUUUCCACGGCUGGACGCGCUACUGGACAAAGUAGUGCUAUCCCAGCCUGGAGAAUAAGAAUUGAAGAACGUAUCGCAAAGGCUAGGGCCCUCAUCGGCAGACUGAUAUGCUUCAGGUCAGGCAAUACCAGGCCAAGGAUUGUGCGCACCGUCAGGAUGGCGUUUGCUGGGACAAAUGUUAGUUUGUCCCAGCCGGAUAUAAUGCAAAAACUGACGGAGCGCAUAGACGACCUGAAGCAAAGAAUAGCUGCUUGGGGAAAGCGGAUUCGGCGAUAUACCGAGAGGUCGACACGGUUCAACCAGAAUCGUCUCUUCCAGAGUGAUCAGAAGAGGCUCUAUAAAUCAUUGGAGCGACCAAUAGUAAGUGGAACGGGCCCUGCACCAAAUCAGGCCGACAUGGUCGCAUUCUGGCGCAGCCUGUGGUCAGAGCCCGUAAACCACAACGAGGGCCCUUGGACGGAAGUUGUGGCGAGUCAGUGUGCGAGUAUUACGCCCAUGGACCCCGUCAUCAUAACGCCGGAUGACGUAGCUGAGGCGGUCCGUAGGGCCCCGAACUGGAAAAGUCCGGGGCUUGACGGGCUGCAUCACUACUGGCUGAAGGGGUUCAUGGUGUGUCACUCUGUGCUCGCCCGACAGUUUCAAGAGGCUCUCAACCAGAAGUCGCUCCCAAGCCUCUUCACUACUGGGAUCACUCAUUUGGUUCCUAAAGAUCAGGGUGCCACAGACCCGAGCAAAUACCGCCCCAUCACGUGUGAAAAGGCGAAAUUGAUCGUAGCAGUGGGGGGGACGCUGCGGCUGUGGGAGCUCAACAAGCACGAGCAUGAGCCGGAGCCGCCGGAGGACCCUGAGAGGUCAUAUUACUUUUUAUUGAAUCUGUACCCAGGUGAGAAGGAGAAAUUGAUCGUAGCAGUGGGGGGGACGCUGCGGCUGUGGGAGCUCAACAAGCACGAGCAUGAGCCGGAGCCGCCGGAGGACCCUGAGAGGUCAUAUUACUUUUUAUUGAAUCUGUACCCAGGUGAGAAGGAGAAAUUGAUCGUAGCAGUGGGGGGGACGCUGCGGCUGUGGGAGCUCAACAAGCACGAGCAUGAGCCGGAGCCGCCGGAGGACCCUGAGAGGUCAUAUUACUUUUUAUUGAAUCUGUACCCAGGUAAGAAGGAGAAAUUGAUCGUAGCAGUGGGGGGGACGCUGCGGCUGUGGGAGCUCAACAAGCACGAGCAUGAGCCGGAGCCGCCGGAGGACCCUGAGAGGUCAUAUUACUUUUUAUUGAAUCUGUACCCAGGUGAGAAGGAGAAAUUGAUCGUAGCAGUGGGGGGGACGCUGCGGCUGUGGGAGCUCAACAAGCACGAGCAUGAGCCGGAGCCGCCGGAGGACCCUGAGAGGUCAUAUUACUUUUUAUUGAAUCUGUACCCAGGUAAGAAGGAGAAAUUGAUCGUAGCAGUGGUGGGGACGCUGCGGCUGUGGGAGGUCAACAAGCACGAGCAUGAGCCGGAGCCGCCGGAGGACCCUGAGAGGUCAUAUUACUUUUUAUUGAAUCUGUACCCAGGUGAGAAGGAGAAAUUGAUCGUAGCAGUGGGGGGGACGCUGCGGCUGUGGGAGCUCAACAAGCACGAGCAUGAGCCGGAGCCGCCGGAGGACCCUGAGAGGUCAUAUUACUUUUUAUUGAAUCUGUACCCAGGUGAGAAGGAGAAAUUGAUCGUAGCAGUGGGGGGGACGCUGCGGCUGUGGGAGCUCAAGAAGCACGAGCAUGAGCCGGAGCCGCCGGAGGACCCUGAGAGGUCAUAUUACUUUUUAUUGAAUCUGUACCCAGGUGAGAAGGCGAAAUUGGUCGUAGCAGUGGGGGGGACGCUGCGGCUGUGGGAGCUCAACAAGCACGAGCAUGAGCCGGAGCCACCGGAGGACCCUGAGAGUGCGGAAAUCGCGGCGGUGGCGGUGGGACUAGUGGCUGGGGAAUGGUGGGUGUGGUGGGGUGACGCGCGCGGGCGGCUGCGGCGCCUGCGCCUGCCCAUCGAUGGGACGCCGCACGCCUUGCCCACGCGCCUGCCGCCAAUGCAUCAGGCGGAGACAAUCAUCCAAGACGGGGGCAUCAUCCGCGGCGUGGCGGUGGAUUGGAUCUCCAAGCGGUUGUACUGGACUGCAGUGGAGGGUGCGGAUGGUGCGGGGGGCGGGGAGGCACAUGGCGUGCUGGCCGUGGCGGCGCUGGACGGGCGGCGCCGCGUCACGCUGUGGCGCCGCCGCGGUGCGGAGCCUGACGACCUCGUGCUCUCCAACGACACCGGGUAA
Molecule: messenger RNA, 3180 nt
Organism: Parnassius apollo (apollo)
Lineage: Eukaryota; Metazoa; Arthropoda; Insecta; Lepidoptera; Papilionidae
Source: the annotation of a GenBank genome assembly